CCCUAGGCUCUGUUAGUUACGCGGCGAUGGUGGAUCAGAUCAGGUCUGGGACUAAUUGAAGGAGCGCCGGAGUGGACCAUUUAUUUAUUGCAUUAUUUAUUAUUGAUUGCUAACCAGUGCUCGACAAGUCGACGGAACACCCAACUGACUGUUACUCGGAGCUCCCCAAAGAGAGACUUUCAAAACGGACUCAUCAGAACUAGACCAGAUCAGCUGUCGUUUCUGUUUGAGCAGCAAUACUGUGUGCCUAAACUCCCCACAACCAGUGCACCACUCAUCUAGGACAUCUGAAGAUCCUCUGCAGCUGCACCAGGUCCUUCUUUUCCCUUCCAUCCUCUUCCUCACUCCACACAAAAUACCAAAAAAACACAAAAAAAAACAGAAAAACUGCAGUACCCUUUCUCUCUGGCCUGAGUCGGAGGCUGUGGUCAAUCCCAGGAUGAGACCACGUGUGACAGGAAAUGGCCUUGAGGUGACGUCAGGUCAGAAGGCGGAAGAAUAACACACAGUUUUGACCAUAUGACAUGUUCACGGUUUCUUUCUGAUACCAGUUGGGUUUAAGAGAACUAGUUUGAAAGCCUUGGUUUCAUUAAAGUCGAGAGUGAGAUUGAGCUGAGAAGGCAGCUGUUCCCAGGAGGAAUCCAGACACGGUGGUGCAGGGCAUGGAUGACGAGGGACAGCAGAGCUUGGAGUGUAUCCAGGCGAACCAGAUCUUCCCCCGUAAACACCCGGUGUUGGAAGAGGAGAGUCUGCAGGUUCCUUUUCCUGAGCUGCAUGGAGAGUUCACAGAGUAUGUGGGGAGGGCAGAUGAUGCCAUCAUUGCAAUGUCUAAUUAUAGGCUGCACAUCAAGUUCAAGGAGUCUGUGGUCAAUCAUUAUUAUCAAACUUGCUCUUGUGAAGUGUCAGUCCCGUUGCAGCUGAUCGAGUGUGUGGAGUGUCGAGAUAUGUUCCAGCUUCAUGUGAUCUGCAAAGACUGUAAAGUUAUCAGAUGUCAGUUCUCCACCUUCGAGCAGUGCCAGGAGUGGCUGAAGAGGCUGAAUGGUGGGAUCCGUCCACCCUCGCACCUGGAGGAGCUGUUCUCAUUUGCAUUCCAUGCCUGGUGCGUGGAGGUGUAUGCCGGGGAGAAGGAGCAGCACGGGGAGCUCUGCCGGCCAGGAGAGCAUGUGACCUCAAGAUUUAAGAAUGAAGUGGAGCGAAUGGGUUUCGAUUUGCAGAAUGCAUGGAGGAUAACGGAAAUAAACAACAAAUACAGGCUGUGUGCCAGCUAUCCCCAGCUGCUGCUUGUGCCAGCCUGGAUCACAGACAAGGAGCUGGAGAGCGUAGGUGGCUUCAGGUCCUGGAAGAGAUUCCCUGCCGUGGUGUACAGGCACCAGAGCACGGGGGCAGUAAUUGCCCGUUGUGGGCAGCCUGAGGUGAGCUGGUGGGGGUGGCGCAAUGCUGACGAUGAGCACCUGGUCCAAUCCAUCGCCAAGGCCUGUGCCAUCGAUUGCAGCUCCAGCAAGCACCUCGCCAACGGGAACUGUCUCCGGGACUACAGCAACGGCACAGACGUCUCAGACGGGGAGUUUGACUCCUCAAUGACGCACGGCACUGGAGUGGAGUCACUGGCCAUCCAACCACAGAAGCUCCUCAUCCUCGAUGCCAGGUCAUACGCUGCUGCCGUCGCCAACAGAGCGAAAGGGGGUGGCUGUGAGUGCCCAGAAUACUAUCCCAACUGUGAAGUAGUGUUUAUGGGGAUGGCCAACAUCCAUUCCAUCCGAAAGAGUUUCCAGUCUCUGCGAUUGCUCUGUACACAGAUGCCAGAUCCUGCAAACUGGCUGUCUGCUCUGGAGGGCACCAAGUGGCUGCAGCACCUGUCUGUGCUGCUCAAGGUGUCUCUGCUGGUGGUGAACGCGGUGGACCGGGACCUGCGGCCGGUGCUGGUGCACUGCUCUGAUGGCUGGGAUCGCACCCCCCAGAUUGUGGCCCUGUCUAAACUGCUGCUCGACCCCUUUUACAGAACCAUCGAGGGUUUUCAGGUGCUGGUGGAAACAGAGUGGCUGGAUUUCGGGCACAAGUUUGCGGAUCGCUGUGGCCACGGGGAGAACUCUGACGACCUGAAUGAGCGCUGCCCCGUGUUCCUGCAGUGGCUGGACUGCGUGCAUCAGCUCCACAGGCAGUUCCCCUGCUCCUUCGAGUUCAACGAGGCAUUUCUGGUAAAGCUGGUGCAGCACACCUACUCCUGUCUGUUUGGGACAUUCCUCUGUAACAACGGCAAGGAGCGGGAGGACAGGCAUACGCAGGAGAGGAGCUGCUCUGUGUGGUCCCUGCUGCGCCCCGCCAGCAGGGCCUUCCGAAACAUGCUGUACUCCUCCCACUCAGAAACGGUGCUGCACCCAGUGUGCCAUGUCCGCAACCUGAUGCUGUGGAGUGCGGUCUACCUACCGAACCCCUCCCCCUCCACCCCCACUGACGAAUCGUGCGCACCGUACCCUGUCCCAGGCUCCACCUCUGAGGAUCAACCCCUGGGAAGCAGGCUCCCAAAGACCAGGUCCUUUGACAAUCUGCCCAGCGCCUGCGAGGCAGGAGGCUCACUGGCUCCUAACCGGCGCUCCAGUGACCCGAGUCUGAAUGAAAAGUGGCAGGACCACUGCCGCUCACUGGAACUCAACGUGGGGCCUGAGGGGGGCAGGCAGGAUCAGGGGGAGGGGCCUCCCGCAGGGGGUAGGGCCAGCAAUCCCCGGGAGGAAGGGCCCAGGGGAGGAGAGCAAGAAGAAGAUGAGGAAGAUGAGGAGGGGUCCCUACAGGGAAACACACCAGCCGUGUGGCAGAAAGCUAAACCAGGAGCCAGUGGGCCUACGACGGACAGCACUCUCGAGGCAGAGUUGUUAGUGGAGGUAGGAGUGGCCGAGGGGCAGAUGGAAAACAUCCUUCAUGAGGCGACAAAAGAGGAGAGUGGAGCAGAGGAUCCUAAGAAAGAGAUGAACAGCGACUCUACUGACAAACCACAGCAAGAGGAUUUGCCAGCCCUGCCACCUCCCCCACCUCUGCCGCCUGCACUCCCUGCCCUGGAAAACAAGAAGUCCGCUCGUGACCAUGCCUCUGAAUCCCCAGAGUCAUAUGUUGCUCAAGACCCAGCAGGACUCUCAAACUCUAUCAGCAGGGUUCCAAUCCUGGCUGGAUUGAGUGGUCCUGUGUUUAGGACUAUUGCCAAUGGCUACAGCCAGGCAGUAUCUAUGGAGUCAAAUGAGUCUGAGAGCCACUACACCACACCCCAGCAUAGCCCCCCUCCCUCUCUUGCUCCUGAGAGGCUGGAGGACAGAGCCUCACUGAUGGAGAGCUCCACAGAGACUCUGACAGAGGAAGAGGGGAGGCAAGAGGGGGUGCCGACAGCCUGCCUUUCCUCCAGGCUGUCUAACGGGGCAGAGAGUCCACUGCCCUGCCCUGAAGGGGAAGGGAGCAGGGAGGUUCAGUCAGAAACGGACACACCAAGGACUUUAAAUGGUGGCCACAGGUUAUCCCAAAGUGCCUUGCUCCCCAACCUUUCUGGCGAAUUCAAGCAAGAAGAGCCAGUCUGCAACGGAGAGGUCUCAGAAGGGGAACCCUGGCCCCCCCAUCUGCCACGGAUCAACGGUCACUACCCCAACGGGGAAAGGGUCUCUCUCAGCCGGCAGAUAUCAGCAGCCAGCUGUGGCUCCCUGGCUCUUCACGCUCGUGGCAGCGGCAGCUCCGUCUGUCAACACCGGUGCCCACACAGCUUCAUGGGACGACCUCCCCCCAGCCCAGAGCAGCCAGCCCGCAGUCACCUGGACGACGAUGGGCUGGCUGUCUACAAUGACAUCAUCCAGCAGCGGCUGCGGCAAAUCGAGGCAGGACACCAACUGGAGGUGGAAACUCUUAAGAAGCAGGUGCAGGAGCUCUGGAGCCGGCUGGAGAGCCAGCACUUCAACAACUCCCUGAGGAUCAAUGGGGACACAGGAGAUGAAGUGACCUCAACACCAGACUCGGAGAGCAACCUUGAUCAGAGCUGCUUGUCUCGCUGCAGCACUGAGCUCUUCUCUGAGGCCAGCUGGGAGCAAGUAGAUAAACAGGACACUGAGGUGACUCGGUGGUACCCUGACCACCUGGCUCCACAGUGCUAUGGGUGUGAGAGCAGGUUCUGGCUGGCCAGCAGGAAACACCACUGCAGGGACAGGGAGCCUGUUAAGGAAGCCUGGAACUGUGGAAAUGUAUUUUGCUCCACAUGCUGCGACCAGAAGAUCCCAGUCCCCAGCCAGCAGUUGUUUGAGCCCAGCCGUGUGUGCAUGACUUGUUAUGGCAGCCUUCAACCGCACAGCACCACCCUGGAGCUAGAACUGGAGAAGCCCAUUACUGCCAGCUCCAACUAGAGACUGCACCCAGCCUUGGGGACCGGAGGCUGGGGUGAGGAAGGAAGCUUUUCUCCCUGCCCCCCACAAACACGCACAUUGCUGCCGAACUGAGUCGCCUUGGAAAGAAAAUAUGAAAAUAAGAUAAUAUAUUUUACAAAAACAAAUGGCCAUGUAUAUGGGGUGCGGGGGUGGAGGCUAAGCACUUUGGAUACAAUGAGUGAUCUGUGCACACAGAACUGCUGGAGUUAUUAUUGGGGUGGGGAUUAUGUUUAGGGAAAUGCCAAGCUGGUGUAAAGCAGGCUAGAAAGACCCCUUUGGUCACUGCAGAGAGGUAGGAAGUUGCUUAAUUUAUGCUACUUUCACACUGAACUUUCAAGCAGCCUCCUAUCACAUUAGGAGUAUUUUAAGAAACCUGUUGAGUGCAGUGCUUUGCCCAUUGAGUUGAAAAUGGACUGGAUUUUAUGUGUUGUGUGACUAUAUACCCUGAUCUCGCAAAAGCUGUUGGAAUUGUUCAAAUUGAAUACAGUACCUAGCCAUUUGAGGGAAAAUAGUGUUUCAUCUUAUUUUGUGUGAAAACAAAAAAAGCAUGAGGCUGAAGUAGAAAUGGAAAACACGACUGGAGAUCGGCUGCCAUUAGAUUUAUUUGGGGACAUUAGAGAUAUAAACUACAAGAGUGAAAAGACACCCCUGUCAGGCCUUUCUGAAGUGGAAUUGGCAUACACCUAUUGUCCAGGGCGGUGCAGUUUGAUUUGGUCACAGUUGUAAGCUUGGUUUUGAAAGUGUUACCUGCUUGAACCAGGUUUGAACAUAAUCCGUUAGGGUCAGUUCUCCCACCUCAAACAAAUACUGAACAUUAAAGCUAUUAAAAGUUUAAAAAUAAAUAAAUAAAUCUGAAAAUAUCCCACACCUCUGCAGUGUGUACAUAUAAAUAUAUUGUACAAGGCAGUAGAUAGAAAACAUGAUGUCCAGUCAAAGGAUAUACAUUUCCAAAUUGUACAGACUGACACGUGUAUGAUGAAUGUCCCUUUACAAAGUUCUGUGCAUGUUCGAUCCGAUUCUGCACUCUGAGUCACCUCAUACCUGCAAUGGAGAGCAUGGAUCAGGAGGCAAUGUUCACUAAACCCAGACACAGCGUUAUUCAAAAUACAACUUGCUACAAGUAAUUUACUUUAAAGAAACUUUUAUUUUACAGUACCCUGUAUGUGAUCAAAGCAGUACCUUCCUCAUUGAAUGAAAGUAAAACAUAGCCCAGAGACCAACUCCUCCCCAGGAAACUCCAGACCCACCUCUCCCAGGAGGGAGACAGUGGGGUCAGGGACAAUUAAUAGAACAGAAGGGUCUACACACGUACAUGCAUAUAGCAUUUAACGUAUCCAAAAACUCAUAAACAAGCACCUUAAAUGUCAUCCCAAAUUUGUAAGAACCAUUGGCGGUGUGGAGCAGUGUUGGGAUGGCAGCAGACCUACCCAGUUGGGUUUGCAGUAGUACAAUUAACAGUAAAUACAACUAUUAGGAUGAGACAGGAUCUGUUUCAUAAUUGAGGGAAUCGCCAGUGCAGGAGUUAGAUUUGUACAAUCAUUCCCAUCAUAUGGUUAAAAGAUUACAGCUUCAUAUUUUUUUUUAAAUAACUCGAAAUCCAGGAAGGGUGAGAGCCAUGGAGAAAGAAAGAUGAAUUAUUUUCACGUAGCAAUUUUCUCUUUUGAGUUUUGUUAUUUGAGCUUUUGGCAAUUUUUUCGACCAUUUUUGGUCAAUUAUACCAUCCUCUCCCCGUGAGCUAUUGCAAUGCUAGCAAUAAAUUGAAUACUUCUCGCUCAUUCCUAUUCAGGUUUUGAGUCCUCAUGGCUGUUUUCUCAAGCUUCUCAUAGGCUCUGGGCUGAAAGGAGAAGGACUGGUGCAGAUAGAUGGAGAUAAUGUAGCAGGUGUGCAUUAGCAGGACAUGAAAGUAGUGUAUUAGUCACAACAGUGGGAUGAAAGUUUUGUUUUGUUUAUGACACCUUUUUAAGUCUGCAGCCCAGUCUGUUGAGUGCCAUAAGAUGGGUGUGCAAAGACUUCUUUUUUUUUUUUUUUUUUACACACACUAUAUUCUGAGAAGUGUAGUUGCUCCUUUGGUUUGUGCCCCUACAGCUACAGUCUACUACAAGGUGUUUAUAGAACAUGGUACGCAAGCCUUGUAAUUUGAUUUCUAAUGGAUUUUCACUUUAUUUCUCUCUUAUAAUAUUUCUGCAUACAAGCACUUGCGCAUUCACCUAUUUGAUUACACAGACACACCUGCCUGAGUUCUGUGUUGAAUUAAGAGUAAGUCACAAGCCCUUCUGUUUCACAGUGGAACUGUUAGUCAUAAAGUAGAUGUGGUGCUAGAUUGCUAAAAGGGGAAGAUUUUUCAGAAUUGUUUGAAUUCACAAAGGAACAGCACUGGGACUUGGAUCUGGAAUAAGACAGUGGCAGCUAUAGUAUGGGUGGCCUUUUUUUUAGUGCAUUUUCUCGGGGUGGACGAAUCAUUACCAGUCACUCACUGGAACUCGAGUCAAGCAACUUAUAGGAGAUCCUGACCUCAAAGUUUUGGGGACUACAUCCAGAUUCAUGUACAGUAAUUCAACAAUUGUUAAUUAAAGGGAUUAUUACUGGUAAGCUAAACUGAUUCAAAUGAGAUGUGUGUUUUACAAUUGGUUUGUGGACAGGAGUGCAGGAUCAUUGCACAAAAUCUCUAGUGACAGAUGAGAAACACAAUAAAGUUAUGGUUCUGUGUAAAGAAAUUCUCUCUCUCUCUCUCUCUCUCUCUCUCAUAUAUAUAUAUAUAUAUAUAUAUAUAUAUAUAUAUAUAUAUAUAUAUAUAUAUAUAUAUAUAUAAGCUAGAACUGUUUUCUUUUCAUCCCACCAAAGAAAUAUCAAUUGCUAUUGUUUGAGACAUUCGAGUGAUACACAGAUAUUCGAGAGACUUCACACCACUGUAUCCAUCUACUCCAUUCCCCUUCCCUCAACUCUCAGUUUUGAGGAACAAGGUUUAAGGAAUCAUGAUGGGAAGGGGGCAAAAUAGUGGAGGAAAGAAGGCUUGAUUUCAGUUGGUUCCACUACGUGAAAUCCAGUGGGCUUGCAUAGUAGUGUUAAAUAACUCUGUAGAAAAAUAACAUUUUAGGAUAAACUUCUUGGCUGAAAUUAGGUUUCACUAAAAAAAGUUAUGGUUGCAAGUAUAGGUGUGUGUGGCCCAGGGAAACCCUAGUAUUUUGGAAAGAGGUCCUUUUAUCACAAAGGGGUGGUGGUGAUUGGAGGCUGGCUUUAGGUGUCACCAGUUGUUGCUUUUUUUUUUUUUCUUUUCUUUUUAUGGGGUUUAGUGUACAGAGCGUUUUUGUUUUUCAGCGAGGAAGUCCCAGAGAGGUUUAAAAAAGGCUAGGGCUUGGGGUCAAAGCUUCUCCUGAGAGAGAGAUAGACAGGUGCCAAUUGGUAAUAAUACGGGUUCCUGGGAAUGUGAUUAUACCUGUGCAUAUGCCUUCACAGCAAACUUGUCAAGGUUGUUUUUUUGUUUUUUUUUAUUAUUCUUGUUUUUCAUUAAAAGCACUUUUAAGUUUUCUCUUUCUCUCUCUUUGUAAAGGGGAAUUUGUAGCUGUACAUAGCUAUUUUCCUGUAACAAAUGCACCUUACUUAGUAUAAAUAUUGUUUUUGUUCAAUUUUCUUUGAAGAGCAUUACGCUGUAGAGAUUCAAAAAUCUAAAUAAAUACACGUUUUAGCAUCUGCGUGUUGCAUUUGCUAAUCUGA
Polyodon spathula (Mississippi paddlefish) is the source of this 8099-nucleotide messenger RNA. Its product is annotated as myotubularin-related protein 3-like. The transcript has 24 exons. The coding region runs from base 663 to 4367 and encodes 1234 amino acids. The record is from RefSeq and is a predicted model, not a curated record. Gene Ontology annotation, biological process: regulation of autophagy; dephosphorylation. Gene Ontology annotation, molecular function: phosphatidylinositol-3,5-bisphosphate 3-phosphatase activity; metal ion binding; protein phosphatase binding. NCBI's taxonomy places the organism in Eukaryota, Metazoa, Chordata, Actinopteri, Acipenseriformes, Polyodontidae.